ACUACAUCAUCUACAGCGUAGAGGCGAAGGUCAUUGCAUCUGUUGUUGAAGAAUAUGGACCGUGUAUGUCCCUGUCCCAAAAAAUAAGAGUUAUCUCCUUUACAGGAAUUAUCUGACCAGUAUUUGAAUUAAAGCUACAAAGAUUGGAGCGAUUGUAGGAGGCCAGACCUCUUGCAAGGCCCCUGAGCUUGAAGCCUUUGAGAAGUAUCUCCCCAGUGAUGUGGAGAUAUUAUCGUGCCACUCACUCCAUGGACCAAAUGUCAACCCCAAGGGCCAGCCGUUGGUAAAUCCGACUCAACCCCAUUGAUUCGGCCAGAUACCUAGCUAAUGCGUAAUCAUUAGGUCCUGAUUCAACAUAGGGCAUCAAACCAAAGCUUGAAGUUCGUUGAAGAGAUCUUCAGGUCCUUCCAAUCCACAUACGUCUAUCUCAGUGGAGAAAUGCAUGAUCGGAUUACCGCAGAUACCCAAGCAGUCACGCACGCUGCGUUUCUGAGCAUGGGAACAGCAUGGCAUGCAAACAGCCAAUUCCCAUGGGAAGUUCCCCGUUAUGUUGGAGGGAUUGAGAACGUUAAAAUCAACAUCACACUGAGAAUAUAUGCAAACAAAUGGCACGUGUAUGCUGGUCUUGCCAUUCUCAACCCUGCUGCCAAAAAGCAGAUCAGACAGUAUGCGGAAUCAGUAACGGAGCUGUAUAAGCUGAUGUUGGGUGGCCACCGGGAAGAGUUGACAAAGAGAAUCAAGACUGCUAGAGCUGCCGUGUUCAAGAGCAAUUCAGCAAGGCAAGAUCUAUUACUCCAAGACAACGUCCUUGAUAGAUUUUCUCUAUCAAAAGGAGGCACAGAGAGGAUGCCGAAUAAUCACCUAAGCCUACUUGCCAUCGUCGAUUGCUGGUGGAAACUAGGGAUAGUCCCCUAUGACCAUAUGAUUUGUUCAACUCCUGUUAGUCUGACCCCUUCGCUUGCUUUUGAUAUAAUUUUACUGAAGUUGAGAACAACAGCUCUUCCGUCUCUGGCUAGGAGUUACAGAGUACUUGUUUCAGAACGAAGAACUUCUAGACGAAGUGAUUGACACCGCUAUAGAGGACAACACAUUCCGCUCUGAUGACCUUGAAUUUACCUUUGCAGCUCGAGCAUGGUCGGAAUGCGUAUCCUUUGGAGACUUUGAGUCGUACCGUGACAGGUUUGAGAAGAUACAGUCUUACUUUGCUCCUAGAUUCCCUGAAGCAGUCCGCGUUGGCAAUGAGAUGAUGAAGACCAUCUUGGAAAAAACGUCAAAGCCAUCCUGAGCCGCGACUGUGUUUGAAGACAAGGUAACAGGAUCCACAGACGGCGAAUGGCGCAGUGAUGUGCAAACGCAGCUUUUUUCCUACCAAUUCCUUGGCCAUGGCUGAAUGAUGCGCAGUCAUAGCCAAGCGCGUGGCAUUUCUCUUCUCCAGUCUGGGUAUACAGAAGGUUUGCUGGGCACGGGGAAUCCAUGUUUCAAUCUUCGUGUGCCGUCAGAAAUGUCUGGCCACCUUGACUCUCGUAGCUUGGCCUACCGUUUCUUUUCCAGCCCGGCAUAGCAUCAUAGAAUCCUAGAAGUGCAAUAAGCCCUUGACAUAGCCCUCUUUGCUUUAGCGUUUGCGGAGUUCUUUUCCAUUGUGUUUUUGACAUCUCUUUUUGCAGAUAGUAAUGACAACCGGUAUGGACCAAUUUGGAUAUCGCCUUGGGUUACCCAACUCUUCACCGGUAGCAAACUCCAAGAACGAUUCCUCACCAUCGCCCGAGCUGCCGGCUGACACCAUACUGCAUGCAGCAUUCGAAUAGAUCUCACUACUGGCACAUACACCAUACAUCUCUCCAAUUUUAGCUAGGCCUGUAGGGUGGUAUUCUCGUCAGCAUGACAAAUCUGGGCACAAACUUGGCUUUGACAUGCUACAUGCAUCUUCUCU
Molecule: messenger RNA, 1930 nt
Organism: Trichophyton rubrum CBS 118892
Lineage: Eukaryota; Fungi; Ascomycota; Eurotiomycetes; Onygenales; Arthrodermataceae
Exons: 2
Coding region: 439-1068 (209 amino acids)
Biological process (GO): L-tyrosine biosynthetic process
Molecular function (GO): NAD+ binding; prephenate dehydrogenase (NAD+) activity
Source: RefSeq, a predicted model, not a curated record